Molecule: messenger RNA, 1561 nt
Organism: Petromyzon marinus (sea lamprey)
Lineage: Eukaryota; Metazoa; Chordata; Hyperoartia; Petromyzontiformes; Petromyzontidae
Biological process (GO): regulation of apoptotic process
Source: RefSeq, a predicted model, not a curated record
UUAAGUAGAACGUGUCUAUAUUUAUUUAAAGUUGCGCAUUUUGAUGUGAUGUCACAUUUCUCAAACCACCCCCUCGUCACACAUCGUCACAAUUGUCUGACCCCCCUAGGUGCAUGCCGUCAUUUAUGAACGGCCCCUAACAUUCGGCUGGGUAAAGAGGACGUGGCAAGGAGGCAGGGACUAGUGAUGUCAGAGGGAGGGGCGACUUAAGCCCCUGGGGAGCGUGCAAUUGGCCACGUGUGAUCAUGUGACCCGGGCUUCGGAGUAGAAUAUAGGGAGUGCCCUAGGGGCGGUAAAAGUUCAAGUUCUCCUCUAGCGCGCCGGGGAGAAGUCGCGAGCCCUCGUCUCUUUUCGACUAACAGUGUCCGUGAGAUGCCAACAGUUGCAGUUACGAGGCUUCGCAUUGUCAUGAGUUCAAUGGGCCCAGCCACGCAACUCAUCACAGAGAACCGCGUGGAUCUCCAGGACAUUCUCACCACGAGGGUGAACAAUGUUCUUGACCAUUCACAUCAACAACAAGUCCUGAACCACAGUGACUGUCUCACCAUUCGCAGUACACCAUGUCCAGUCACACAGGUGCGGCAUCUGAUUGACUUGAUUAUUGGGCUGGGGGAGGUGACCUGCACCAAGUUCCUGCUGAAGGUGUUGGUGCCGCUGAGAUCUGACUUGCCGCGUCUGAAUGAGUGGAUGAGUGUAAAGGCAGCAGAGUUGGCCCGGUUGGAUGCCACAGUGAAUCGAGUUGGAGCCUUGGACCCCAUCGGAGUUUCACCCGGGAAGCAACCAGCGCAUGGAUCCAGUGCUGGGAAUGGACCUCGUCCAUUGACUCACAGCAUCUCCACCGAGGAGCUCUUUCAGAAAAUCCGCAGAGAGAUGCCAACGUUAGUGGAGGCAUUGCAAGGAAACCUGAUGCCUCUACUGAAUGAGUUUUUAGCAUCAAAUAUUUUAACGAUCGCAGAGAUUGGGGAAAUGACAGCCAAGUCGUCCAGUCAAGGAGGCUAUGUAGCCGCCAGCCACCUGAUCUUACGGCUCCUGCAGAAGGACCACAGGAUCUCCGUGCCAGUAUGGGAGGCGCUCUGGAAAACCCGCAGCACCUAUCAGAGGCUGCACAACCUCCUGCAAGACGUCUUCCCUGACAGAGCCUAACUACCAAGGGCCUGGCUGAACACACCUCUCACUAGCAGUGUAGACCAGGGCUGGGGAACCUUUUUUUUCUUACUGAGGGAUCAACAGGACUUUCAAAUACCUUUGGUGGGCAACCACAGCUUGACAUACGGCCCAGCGGUAUACCGCUGGAAAAAAGAAUUCUGUACAUUUACAGUAACUUUUCUGGCAAAAAGUUGCCAGUAACAUUUUCUGUAAUUUUACCGAUUUUUUUUUAGAAUUGUGUUAUCUUACUGUAAAUUUCUAUAUUUUUAAAGACACUCCAUAUUAAAAAAUGUCCAUUAUAAACAACAAAUAAAACCCAAAUUAGAUUUAGUUUAAAUGGAAAUAUGUUUCACCCUAUACACGGGCAGUUUGUCUGCUGCUCCUCACCAUUACCUCUUCCUGGCAAGAAACUAAA